Dermacentor albipictus is the source of this 9888-nucleotide messenger RNA. It is a transcript of the gene msl-2, whose product is annotated as male-specific lethal 2. Lineage: Eukaryota; Metazoa; Arthropoda; Arachnida; Ixodida; Ixodidae. Gene Ontology annotation, molecular function: ubiquitin protein ligase activity. Gene Ontology annotation, biological process: protein ubiquitination. Gene Ontology annotation, cellular component: MSL complex. The record is from RefSeq and is a predicted model, not a curated record.
CGUCAGCCGAAGCGGCAGCGACAUCGGCAGCCCAUAAACAAAACAUGGGUCAGAACGAGCGCUAAAUGCGCAUGAAAAGUCGGUUUUUAAUGUAUUGCGGGCGCGAGGGAGACCUCCAAAGCAAGCCCGCAUUGUGAAUCAUGAACGCUUUGAACCUCUACCUAGAAACGUGCCGAAAAGUGUUCGGAUCGGACCUCGAAGACCACAGUGCCUGGGCUGACAUAUAUCGCCUGCUGUCUCUGCUUAGGCAGGCACUUGCGUGCAGUGUGUGUUCCAAUCUCCUGGUCGUCCCGAUGUCUUCGUCUUCGUCCAAGUGUCGGCACGCGGUGUGCAAGGGGUGCAUAGGUCAGACAAUGCGGCUAAGCGCACCCUGCGUCGACUGCAACAACAACACGUCCGGUUUCACCGAGAAUCUGCAGCUUCGCAUUGUGCUACAGUGCUACAAAAAGAUCUGCCGCUACCUGAGUGCGCCCAGCUUUCAGAGGAAGUGGGGUAGUCUGAAUGGUGGUACAAAUAUUACUUUCAGGGACCUUGUCGUCGAAGGGUCGCACCUGGCCGAUAACUAUCGGCACGCAGAUCCAGCUUCGACUAGCUUACCGUCGACGUCGUCCGCAGUGCCUUCCUUGGCAGCUUCGUCAUCAUUUUCUCCAUCGUUAUCCUCAUCGUGUGCAGCAGCAGCAUCCACAACCGUACCUACUCAACCAUCGCGUGUUGUGAAUCGGACUUCAGCCGUAGCCGCGGCCGCGGUGACGAAAAGUGUGAAUGGUGACAGGACGCGUCGCGCUGUGCUGCUCAAUGGAGAUGCAUUGGCACUAGCGCACGACCGUGCCAUUUCUGCGCCGUACAAGCUCAUAAAGGUGCCCGCAGUACUGGAGAUCACCCGAUCCGGUUCGGAUUCGACGUCGGCGUCGGAGUGCGGCAGCCCUUCGGCGGCGGUGCCCCCGACGCCAACCGCUGUGCUGCACUACCAGCGGCCAGCGACGACGUCGGCACGCCGGGGCUGUCGGUGUGGCGCGGCGAGCCUGAAUCCGGGCAAGCUGACGUGCUGCGGCCAACGGUGCCCUUGCUACGUGGCCGGCGCUAGCUGCAAGACGUGUCGCUGCAAAGGAUGCCGCAACCCGGUCGACAAGAUCACCCAGCUCUGGGGCGAGGCUCUGCAAGUGGGCGGCGGUCACGAUGCCGUCAAGGCGGUAAUCGACGGCGGCAAGCCGUCCUCCGAGCCACGGACACAUGUGGUGCACAUCGUGCAGGUGGACGAGUGACGCAACGCCGGUGUGUGCGUGGGCCAUCUGUGUAUGAUCGUGUUUCUGUUUCAUCACAUCCUUCAUUGAAUCCAUCAGCAUCGUGGUUCUAUACCUGUGCGAGGACAGUGUGACGAAGGGCCUUCCUGGAGAAGGUGUAUGUGCUGUGGUAUUCAUUAGUGGUGGGCCCAGUGGACUCUAGCAUGGCAGCGACCUACUGGUUGAACACCGCGGGCGGUUUUCUCUGUUGGCCGCUUUGUAAGCGUCGUCAAGUCUUGCAGGUCUCGAGAGCGUUCUUUAGGACGCUGAUCGACAGUCUUGGUUUCAAGCUUUGGGCUGGCAGGCAUUUAAGGGCUGUCACGUGCUUGAAGGUAGUUUUGACACACUGACAUAGAGGUUAAGGAAUAAGGCACCAUGAUUGCCGGCUACAAAUGUAGAAAGUGCAGUGUGACAUUUCUUAAAGCCUUUGCAGGCACCCAUACAUGAAAUUUGCUGUUGUGACACACACACAACACAGCGCACUAAAAGUAAUUUAAUAUGUAGCAGUGCCAAGGUCCCUUCGCAGCACAAAGCCAUUCCUUAUAGCAGAGUCCUUCCACUUUUUUCUGGUCACGAAACUGCCGCCUCAGUUUCAUAUAGAGCCAGCGCCCGCCGCUAGAGGCGCAACCGUGCAUGAGAGGGCAUGCGAACGCCGCUACCGCUGUGGUUGUGUGCUGGGCAGCCUCGGUAUUCUAGCUUUCUCAACUUCCUCAACCGUCGCUUUAGUUCCACGUAACUAUUUUUAACAUUGAAUAUGGUCAAAUUACUGCCUGAGCGCGUCUUCUGCCAUGAUAUGAGCGCCCGGGACAAAAAAAAAAAAAAAGCCGCACAUAGCAUACAGCUUGCGGCGGUCUCAGACAAAAAAUAAUAAUAAUAAUCUGGGAUUUUAAGAGCCAGAACCGCGAUACGAUCAUGAGGCAUGCCGUAGUGGGGGACUCAGGAUUAAUUUUGACCACCUGGGAUCCUUUAAGAUGCACCUAAAUUUAAAUAAACGUAAAUAAAUAUUUGAAUGAGAUUUAGGUAGGAUUAAUGCAAGACAAACUUCGCUACUAAAUGUCUUUAAAUGCACCUAAAGGUCUGCAAAGCGAUGCCAUUUCAGUAUGACAUUUAGGUAGGAUUAAUGCAAGACAAACUUCGCCAAUAAAUAUCUUUAAAACGCACCUAAACUGAAAAAAAAAACUGUUGCAUUUCGCCCCCGUCGAAAUGCGUCCGCUGUACACGGCCGGGUGGUCUCGGUCCAGAUCUCUACAUCAUCGCCGUUCGCCUCAACACUUCAGUGGGCUCCGUUUUUUUUAAUGUUUGCCUGAAAUUAAACACCGCGCAUUCGCAACAAAGCGCCACUGGUCCCACUUAUCACCAGAUGCCAACAUAUGGGCUGUCACCACCGCUUACCAGUAAGUAAGCGCCAACUCACCGUUGCGCAUAGCGCCAGAUUGUUCGCGGAGCACAGCUGUAAACUUUUUGUUAAACUGUCGCGGAGGACUCUCACUGUGGGCAGUAUCUUACAAGGAGAUCAAAAGAAUCAAAUUGUUAUUGCAAAGGGCUGCUACCGGAGAAUACUUAAUGACAAAGAAAAGGAAACUGAGCUGCUCCGUGCGCUUAAGAUUUCUCUGCAAAGCGAUGCCAUUUCUGAAUGAGAUUUAGGCGGGAUUAAUGCAAGACAAACUUCGCUACUAAAUGUCUUCGGUGCGGUUUUUAGCAACGGAUUAAGGCGAACGUGAAGUGUUAGGACCUGCGCAGUUGAAACUAGCUGUACUGUUAUUAGGCGAUUGCCUUAGCAAGCAGUCGUUUAGAAAUGUCAGUAAGCCCAGCACUUAUUCACGCUGCUCGUGGUUUCGACGCACAAACGACGAGACUAGGUAUUUUGGUUCUUAAUUCGCAACUAUUUACAAUAUGUUAAAAACUUUAUAAUUCGAUUAAGAAAAGAAAUAGAACGUGUUGGUGCAAAAACAAUAUGCAAACACGAUCAUUUAUUUAUCAUGUAAAAUAAGCGGAGCGACAUACAGACAGCACAGAGGCGUCCGGUCACGAAUGGUCCACCAUUCACGAUGCAAGUUUGUUAAAAGCAUGACACUGACAUAAUAAGCGCAAAGAAAUAACAUAAAACGUGAGAGAUAUGCAUUGGGGGGCAGGAAACAAACACCAGCAAACGAAUGGCAAUAAAUACAGAAUGCAUAAUCGAUUGUUACUAUAAACAAGAAAAUGCAAAGCAUAAGCAUUUCAUAACACAUGGCAAAACAACUCUCAAACGAACGCAAGUAGCCACAUCACAAAUACAGCAAUUUUUUUUAAUGGCUUGUUAGAGAUACCACCAUUCCACUGUUACUUGCAACACGUGUUCGGCUUCGUUGUCCCAUCCCGCCACUUCAACUAAACAGCCCUGCACUCGAAAAAUAGCGCAGCACAUGCACACAACACACCCGAUCACUCAGCUCGCCUCGCACUGCGCACGCGUUUCGGUACGCGAACGAUGCCCUCUGUGGCACAGUGGCACCGCGUCGCGGCACCUUUGGGCAGCAUAUGAACCUCUCCCAUAGCGUGACGGCGGAGUUUCGUGACCAGAAAAAACAUGGAAGGACUCUGCUUAUAGUUAUAGGUUUCCCGAAGGCCUUGCUAUAUCUUUUGAUUUUCUGUGCAGAUAUAUUUUCUAAAUCACUCACAGUUUAUGACAAUUUCAGACUCGUAACACUAAUAUGCAGGCAGUAACUACAACCACAUUUUGUUACACACAGUAACUAUUUUCACAUUUUAAUUAAAGACUUUGUAAUUAAAAAUUGAAAGGAAAUGGAAGGAAUGCCUGGUAGCUAAAGCUUGCAUUUUUUGUAGAAUAAUGUGCAGCAUGGUAGUCAGUAUUUGUGGUGCCUCAUCUUUCACACUUAUGUCAUGUGCCUUGCAUUAUGGUUUCACUAAGCCUGGUACUCCUGACGGCCUCCUUGUGCUGACUCUGGAUUAAGCUCAGGUUUCAUAACUAUGCUUGUUGCAGUAAGCUGCUAGUCUGCAGUCAAAUUACAGCCCAGAUGCCUGCUUAUCAAAGCAAUAAUUCCAUUUUUCAGGCCACUUCGCAAAACGGAAUAUUUUGUGCCAAAGUGAGUGUAAAGUUGGGAGACUGCUCUUGGUUUGUAUACUCUAGGCUGUUAAUAAGCGUGUGUCAGUAUUCUGUGUUGCAAAGUUUUGUAAAGGCCCAGGAAGAAAGCAUGCCUAGCAAAAAAAAAGAUCAAGUAUGGGCUUGAGCCAACAUGUAGACACUGUCAGUGUUGUGCUUAGAUCAUGAACUGUGUGGCAGCAGGUUUUAAACUGAACCCACAAAUGAGAAGUACAGCUUGAUGUUGUUGUGUUACUUUGUACAGCUCCUUGUUUUCUCCUGGUGCCUGUUCUAUUGUGUUCAGAUGUUGGUAUGCCUUACUUGAGGUGCAAGAUGGGCCGAAAGUUUGAUAAUCAUUUAACAUCCAUAAAACAAUUUUAUAUAGAGUUCCAAAGAACAGACUGGUAGGUUAGUUGGUACUGCAUAACUUGAAGUCAAGUGCAAAAGAGUACACAGGACGACAGAAGGAAACAAAGACACAGCACUGUGUCUUCGACCACGUUUCAGGGCCUGUGUGCCCUUUUGCACUCUACCUAAAGUUAUUUUUAUAUGUUUUAGUCUGUCACGUUUUGUGGAGGGCAGCACUUUGAAGCAAGCAGUGCGGACUAUUGAUCACUGCCUUAGACCAUGAGAUCAACAAUCACUUGCUGCACAUCAUAUGAAUUUUAUCAUUGCACUGUAAACACACUACCAAAUAAGCAUUAAUGCUUGUGUUUACUAUCUGCAUGCUUUUAAUAUCUCAAUCAAGUGGGCAUUCAUCAUAUUGCUCAAAGUUUUGCACUGCCGAGAGAAGAUAUGCCACUAUGUCGAAUGAUGGGCUAGCCCUGACACUUCUUACUGUUUGAGCAAGUUUGUUGAGUUCUGAAUAAUUCUGUAAGAUGUUCAGUGUAGCCCUAAGUUGGAAGACAUUUUCUCAACAUAUUUCAUAUAGGGUUGACGUACUAAAUUAAUCUAGUAAACAUCACUACAUUUCCUUUUAAGAACCUUGGUUGUACCACUGUUAAAAUUUAUGUUUACACUUGUGUUCUAUACAUGCAACAUGCAAUUUUCCUUUGCUAUUAAUGUUCUAUUGGCAAAUAUACAUUGACUGAAACUCUGGCAUUGUUGCAUCGUCAUUAGGAUAGUGCUGUCAGAAGGAGGUUGUUUUCUUUUUGCUUUAUUUUGCGUUGUUUUUGCACAGGUUGUUGUUAAAAAAAUAGCAAAAAAGGCAAAGUAAAUUAGAUAUUUAAUGAUUGCUUUAUUAGCGGAGGCAUCAAUUGUAACAAACAAUACAAAAGAAAAUAUAAUCCUCGUGCGUUUUUAGUGUUGCUUCCAUCUCUUUUCAGUGCGUUUUACCUAGGUUCCUAUUUGAUGAACAAUAACACAAAUGUCCUUUUAUAAGAGUACUAUGGCCCUUGGUGAGAAGUUAUACCAAGUCCUUAUUUUCAUUUUGCAUGAUCAGCUCUUGAAGUAUAGCUUUCUAUUUAGAAUGUGUAAGAAAGUUAGACACCAGAAGUUAUUACACAAUUAUGAUGUAUGUGCCAGCAUUUCAAAAUUACUGUAUUUGCAUUGGCCGAAGGCAUCUAUACUCAGUGGUGGAUCUGAUAGAUAAUUGACAUUGCUUCAAUGUUUAUGCAAGUCGUCCUGGCUGUCAUUUCAACAAGGUGGCAGUGCUUUGCUUUGCAAUGCCUCAAAUCAUGUGUGUAGUUAUUCCAAAUGAUGCUUAUUGCCUUACCAAGAACAAAGAUUUUCUUUUAAUAGAAAUGUUCAAGUUUAACAAAUAAUUUUUUGUUUGUUACUUUCUGUAUUGCACUUUCUUGGUGAACAUAACACAUAUUUUCAUUGUGCACUGAGACAUAUAAGAAAAUGCUGUAGCGACUUAAUUAAAGAGACCCAGCAACUUACACGAAUGCAUGUGCUAAUAGAAGGAAAAGCUCAUGAAUUGAGUGUGGAUUGUUUGCAAAUGCAGGGGUACUGGCAGUGUAAGAGCGAAAAGGUAAUCCAUACUAUAAAAGUCUUAUUCACACUAGGAUAACUUAAUGAUCUUUCACAGAAAUGGAGCAUGUAGCGAGUUUCAGCUGCAUGGUGUGAAAGUUGUACUCAUUAAGGAAAUGCUGAAUUUUGUGAACUACUCGGAGUGUUUGCUCAUACCCUCUGCAGAUGCUGCUGUUCUUAGCCAACAUCGCCAGGUCAAACCACCAUUUCUGGUAUCACUUUUGCCCCAUCUUGCACCUGCAUUGCAACCUGCGUGCAUUGUGAUGUAUCAACAAUAACUUGUUUAGGAGAGAAGGUUUGAAUGAAUUAGCCGCUGGCUGCACAAACAAACACAGGUACGAAAUGAAAUGUGCCGAAUGAAAUGCAAGUUAUGCAUACUUCAAAUCUUGAUUUUCUUCGUGUGAGCCGCUUGCUCGGAAGUUCACAGCUCCUUGUACAGUUAUUGCAUGUGUAAAUAUCUUGUAAAUAUAUACAUAUUUCAUAUAUGCAAAUUUUGCCUGUAACUACGAUGAGUAUACCAGCGACAUAUUUUUACAGAGAUAAAUAAGAGUAAAGUUCAAUAAAGGUCGCACACUAUGGGCCAAAAUAAUGCCUCUGAUUGUGGCAGUGCAAGGCUGUCUUCAUUUUUUUUUUUGUCACAAGAGAGUUUUCAGUUUUUGGUUUAUUUCUCACUGAACUGCUGGAUUCUUGUGAGCAGCCUUUGGUGGAAUGCAGAAUGGUUCUGCUUCUUGGAUACUGACUGCCUUUUGUAUUUGUACAGUAUUGAGAUCUCUUCUGAUUUCUGUUCCUCCUUAGAAACUGCUUUUUAUUUCUCUCUGCCAUUUUCUGACCGACGCCGUGGUUAUUCAUUUCUGACCGUUGCUGUUAUUACAUGUUCAAUUAUGUAGCUCUGCUACCUUCACAAAUAGUCAGAAAAUAUGUGUGUCCUGGCUGUUUGGUUUUGUGCGCAUUGCUUUUCUUAAAGGAUAAGCUCAAACAGCAGAUUUAGUUUACGUAGUGCAGAGCAGCUAGGUGUGCUAGUAUUCACAUGUACAGCUGGUUAAUUUUUCUCUAACAAUUGAAUACAAACAGUUACACCUGUUGAAACAUUUCAUCGGUGAUCCACUGGUUUCGUAGUUUAUCUGCACUAGUCUUGCGGAAAUAGUGCAGGAUAUAUAAGGAAUCAUUGUUGAUUCCUUAGGAAUAGUGCAGGAGUUCAGUGGAAUUAAUAGUCUGCACAUGGAAGAAUUUCAGUAGAGGUGUGCCCACCGGUGGCUCUCAUAGGCUUUUGAAUAUUGAAGACAUGCUUGACACACAAUGCUUUUCAAAAGUACGUCGGGUACUGUGGGCAUGACAGUACUUCCCCAAAGCUCCACAGGUUUAGAGAGUUCUGAAAUCAGGAUAUCUAUUGAUCUUCCGGUAGCUCAUGGCCUAUGACUAGUGCAUUCUUGACUGACCAACCAUUUAUGUACAUACUCGUGAGCCUAGCUGCGAGAAUGCACGGUAUGUGCAGCCAUGCUAAAAAAAAAAUGCCAUAUCGCAAGGAAAGGUUUCGUGUCUCUAGCUUGUGUCUGUCUUGUGGCCAGCAUGAAGUGCUUUCUCGAAAAAGGGCCCUACGGUGACGACCCCAACUUUGACCGGCUAGUGUGUGGGAUGCGAAGAGAGCAUUUGCCAUGCCGCACUUUCAGAAUCACUCACAGCGUCAACCUAUGCUUGUAGCACCUGCAAUCGCUUCAAAAAACGAUUCUCGAACCCUGAAUGCAUGUCGACUACGAAACGGGUGACACACCGAUGCAAUGGCCAGUUGAAUCUGGGAGCUCCGAGAGCCACCGCCAAAGCAUGCUGUGUCUUUCCAGCCGAACCAGUUAACUAAUGCACGGCGUGGUGGUCAAACUGCGGGCGAGCGUUUUACACACUCCUUUGGUAUUUCAAGAACAUUAAACGUAAUCGCGCAGAGCUUCCCAGUGUCGCGGAACCGACCGAGUGGUCUUCAUUGCGGCAUAAUCGUUGGAUUCCGAACAGGGAUAGAAUACGAUCGCAACGGCAGACAACGAAUAACCGCGGCGUUCGCCUCGUGUGGUUUGAUUUCUGUGUCUUGUUCAUAUGCGGUACGGUGUUCACUAUGCUAUGGUAGUGGUCCUGGGUUAUGUGCACGAACUUUCCCGUAGGGCGCACUGUCGCACCUACCCUUUUUCUGUGCUCGAUCGCCAGACCGCGCGAAAAGCGCGACUCAAUGUGGUCUCGGCGUACUUAAAUGUGGGUGUGUGCUUUGCUGACUCCUGGAAAGUGAGAGCUCUUUUCUAGUUUGGAUUCGGGCUCACGCAUCGAGAAAAUGCCCGCGCCUCUGUCUAAAUUGUUAUUUUUCUUCUUUUUUGUACUUGUUGGUUUUUAUCGCAGCUUUUUUGUUUGUUCGCUAGUGCUGUUAUUUGUUGAAUGCGCUAGCCGUGUAGUUAGUAACGUGCAGAUCGAUUACGUGUUUUAAAAGUAAUUCCCGACUGCGUAGUGGCUGUUCAUUGCAAAUCAGCUUGGGCACAAGUGUAUGAAAACUGCACUGUGACUAUUAUCUUGGGAAUGAAUGGGAAAAUCUCGUUUUCUCGACACGUAUACGCUUCAUCCAGGUAAAGCCGAGGGGGCGUUGCGAGGAUCACUGCAUCAUAUGAAUUUUAUUCUAAUUUUUACUUCAUUUGAGAUUGUACAAAUUCUCGCGUACAAACGAUGCAGAGCUGUUCCGUGGUGAUCUUGUUUCGAAAAAGCGAAGAUAUGACGAAAUCGGCGUUCUCUUGCUGCUGCACUUGCCGUGAAAUCAUUUGUCAGAAAUGGGAGGCACAAAAAAAAAAUAAUGUUGCGGCUAACCUGUAGUCGAUUUGUGACGCUCGCGUAGUGAAACGUGCCCGUUUUGUUGGAUCAUGGUAAAAUAUUCUCGAUUUACAACGAUUUUCUUUCGUUGUCCCUGUUACUCUUAACUAGUUCGCAUCGAACAAAUAUUCAUUCGUCUACUGGUUAAUUACUGUUUGUUAAGACGAGGGAACACACGACUAGACAAGGUUUGUUAAUUUGCUGUGUGCAACUUUUUCCUUAAAUCCCCCAUAAAUCGUACGUUUAUGGAAAUCAAGGCAAUUCAAAAUUCACUUCAUUCAAAAGAUGAACGGCCAUUUUGGCCGUGAAAUAAACGCAAUCCGUUGCAGAGCGCGGUCAUUUCUCGAGGUUGUUGCCCGACGAAUAGUGAAACUUCCACAAUUUUUUUCUCUUCGUAGUGAGCUCUUUCUUUCUGGGCAGACUGGCAUGAGAUUUUCAUUUUCUUUAUCACGAUUUUUUGUGUUUUCCGCAAUCAUUACAAUCUCUUUCGGGGACCUGCUAGUUUUAUCAUGUGGCGUUUUGCUCUUGUGGCGGAGAGAAUGCUUCAUCUGAUAUUUAAAUGACUCGCGAUUGUAGGAGUGUUUCUUUUUCUUUUUUUCUUUUUUGAUCGAUGCCAAACCAACUUUCAAGUUGGAGUGCAACUACGCACAGGUUCUCAGUGACGACCUGAACAUAAAUUUCUGUUAAAAACAGAGAAUAAAAUUUUAAUGAACUGAG